Bipolaris zeicola 26-R-13 is the source of this 1197-nucleotide messenger RNA. RefSeq lists its product as uncharacterized. The transcript has 3 exons. NCBI's taxonomy places the organism in Eukaryota, Fungi, Ascomycota, Dothideomycetes, Pleosporales, Pleosporaceae. The record is from RefSeq and is a predicted model, not a curated record. The coding region runs from base 1 to 1197 and encodes 398 amino acids.
AUGCUCGCACCUGCCUUUCGCGUUCGCAGUAAGCCCCACCUCCAGCAUCCACUAUCACAAGCCUGGAGAACCACAACACAACAAUCUACACCACACCGAACGCGCAUCUUGUCCGUGACAAUACACCUCAAGAAGCAGUCGAGAUGGUAUUCGGAAGACGUACCGAAGGCGCAGAUAGGCGCUGGGACGACCACGCCCGUUCCCCCCAACGCUGACCCGCCAAAGUCCAAGCCACCCUUUUACUUUGAGGCUGGAUAUGCGCUGUUUGCAAAGAGACCAUCGAGACCAUUCCCUCCCCCGUUCCUCUCCAUGCCCUCUACGAGCUUCUCGGAACCACUCAGCACGUACAACAAGAGUAGAGACCGGCGGCCGACAGUCAAUGGGCAGAUGAUUAGAGGAGUUACAAAUGGCGAUGAUGCUGUGCUAGUCAGCGAGAGUUUCAUUGCCGCAAAUGACGGCGUCGGAGCAUGGGCUACUAGGGAGAGAGGGCAUGCAGCCCUCUGGUCCCGCCUCAUUGCCCAUUUCUGGGCUCUCGAAGUAGAAGCUGCAACCUACAACGCCACAACUCCUCCAGAGCCUAUCACCUACCUGCAGAAUGCCUACAAGCUUACCCAACAAGCAACCUCGAAACCCAACGCGUGGUAUGGCACAACCACGACGUGCGGUGCGCUUCUCAGCGCCGACAACGAAGAACCCAAUCACCCAGUCCUCUACGUAACCCAGCUCGGCGACUCCCAGAUCCUCGUCAUACGCCCGAACACUAGAGAAGUUGUAUUCAGGACAAAAGAGCAAUGGCAUUGGUUCGAUUGUCCGCGGCAGAUAGGGACAAAUAGUCCUGAUACGCCAAGCGAGAAUGCGAUGGUGGAUUGUGUAGAGAUUCAGGAAGACGACGUAGUAAUUGCCAUGACAGAUGGUGUGGUGGAUAAUCUGUGGGAACAUGAGAUUGUAGAAAAUGUUUGCGACAGUAUAGAGAGAUGGAGUGGUGACAAAGAUAAAGAUAUAGAAGAGCAGACAUACGCGGAUGGCAUGCAGUUUGUGGCUCAGCAACUCGUUAAUGCAGCGAAGGAGAUUGCUCUGGAUCCUUUUGCUGAGAGUCCAUACAUGGAGAAGGCGAUCGAUGAGGGUCUGUCUAUCGAAGGAGGUAAACUCGACGACAUCAGCGUUGUAGCGGCUCAGUGCAAACGGCGAAAAGGUUGA